GGUUUUGUAUGGCGAAGGAACCAUAAAAGAAAAGAAUGCACUUUCUUGCUUACCAGCAUGCUUCAAGUUUCCCUCCCUUUCUGGGGAAGGAAAUCAACGUGCCGCUUUUAAGAAGAGACUAUUGUGCUGCGAUGGCCCUCAUACGGUAUUGUUACAAUCUAACGGUCAUUUUGCCUACCUAGCCGCCCGAUUGUUAACCGCCUGCGUUGACUCACAUACCGAGAAUAAAUAUGCAGAUGCUACCUAGGAAUGACUGCUCCGAGCCACCUUAGGUGCAGCAAAGACACGUCGUGAAGGCACCACUUCUUAAAACGAGCCAGAUCUGGUACAGAAGUAGGAGGCGAGUCAAGCUACCUUCAUUUGUCAUUGAUCCUUCAAGUUCACGUUUUGAACCCAAGAGAUGGGCUUGGGAUCAGUCUACCACGAGUGUCUAGAGGCUGUAGCCUGUAGUCGCCCGUGGUAUGUAUGGCCAUGAUGGCUACUAAGGUCAGCGCGGGUGCAUGCACACAGCUUACUACAAUAGGUAAACAACAGCAAACCUCUACCUCUGUAGGCAAACCGUCGUCAACCUAUGCCCAUGUCAUGCCUGUGCAGUGGUUGUGCUUCCCAAAUCCCGUCAAGCCUAGCGGUUACACCCUGGCGGGAACUUUAUCCUAUCGCCACCGCCCACGCCAAUCUCCAUGCCCAUAUCCACCCUGGUGCCCUCAGUGCCCUGUCUGCCCGUGUUCCAUUAUUGGUGUUGAUUACCUCGUAAGGUAGGUAGGUCCCUAGUUGGUCCACAUCCGCCGAGACUACGGUGCGGGUGCGGUGCGGUCGGGUGCCACAACACCCCAUCGAUAACCUCACAUCACAUCAACCAGAUAUUACACCUUGCGUUGCGCUCACAACCUCCAUACCCCUUUUGAGCUUCCAAAUCGAACUCCUCAUUUCCUGGGGACAGCAUCUGCGCAUCGCGCGGAUUAUACCUUCCCCAUUACGCCACCAGAAAUCGCAUUUACUCCCCACGAGAUGGACGAAUCAUGACCACAAGACCCGUGGGCCGACAGCCCCCUCAGCGCUCUCUAAGUUCAACGGGCGCCAUUCAUCAAAGGCCGCCGCCGAUUAGAACACACUCGCAGCAAUUCACAUCCUCGUCGCCAACGCGGAGAGGCAAUGAUAGCAGCUUCGUGGACUUAGCUUUUGAUGGAGAAGCGGCUCGCCCAAGAAUUGGCACUUCGCGACUGAGGGUGGAGAUAUCAACGGACUCGAAGCAAUCAGGCGUCGCCGAGUCCCCAAUACCAUCAUCUGCAACGACUCCAUCAUGGAGGCCGUCCCUGCCUCCCCGAGGACGACCGCAGCUUCACUUUGACGUGCCAAGCGUCGUCAAUCCGAGGUCGGCGCAUGAAGGGGGCCAAUAUGAUACUACGAUCAAGCCGAUGCCUCUCCCAGUGAGGCCUGGACAACAUAUUUCGCCUUUUCCGGGAAAGCAGCGACCGCUGACUGUAAAUAACAACAAGAAAGAUGCUCGCCCGAAACCAUAUACAUUGGAAGUUCCGGCAAUUGCUCCUCAAUAUUUUCCCAAUGGGCAUGCGGAUUUCUAUCCAUGGACAGGAAACCACCCCGAAGACCAGUUUUCCGAGCCUGUUAUACGCCAGGGAUAUUUCGAUAAAGCCCAGAUGACACAGAACGAAACAGGCUCAGCCAGGUCCGCCAUAUUUCCUUCCCUGAAGCAUAAGAGCGGGUUGCAAAGUCUUUCUUCUCUCUUCACCAACGUGCUUGCUCAACGUAGAGCACAUGGCCAAAUACGCUCGGCAUCCACGUUCAAGCCCCCACCUCGAGUUACUGUGACAGAUACAAAGCGAGAACUGUGGCUGAAGGACCUGGCAAAUCCAACAAUCUCCUUGCGACGUCUGAGCCGGUCUAUUCCACAUGGAAUAAGGGGCAAGGUGCUGUUGGAUCAAUCUUUGAGCAAGAACAUACCCAUCGAAAGAGCUGUCUGGUUAGCCAAAUGUGUUGGCGCAAACGAACUGCGAUCGUUCCGUAGGAAGGGGGCUAGUGGAACAUUUGCAAUGGGUGGAGACGCGAAGUGGAUCCGGGAUUUUACGGUUUGCGUUGAACAGUUCUUGGAGAGCAUCAUUGGAUCCUGUGGCGAGAAGGACUUCAAAGCUCGAAUAAGUUAUGCAAUACGACUAGUCACACACUUUCACGUUGAGUAUCUGCUGGAUCGAGAGCACUACAUGGAUUGGCUCGUAUCCUCACUUGAGAAUAGUCCCCAGACAAAGCUUCCCAUGCUGCUUUUGAUUACCCAGGUCUACUGGAAAGAACUCCUGAGGUACCGCAAAUAUGGACGCCGACUAUCAAUUGCUCUGAUUAAUCAUUUAGCUGAGCUCUCCAAACAUGCGGAUCAUGACAUACUAGCCCCUCUUUCCCAUCGAUUGAAGGACCUGUUGAAAGCAUUGAUGUCUGCGAGCACUGACAAUUUCGUUUCACCUAGAGUGUGGGCUAGUCACAAGGAAACAAUCAGAUUGCAUCUCGGAUCUGGGGAUCCCCAGUUUCUACCCGUUCUAGCAACAAUCGACAGACGCAACUCGCGCUUCAACCAAACAGGCAUUUUGAGGGAGCCUACUGCUCGCCAACGCCUUAUUGCGAUCUUGGAUAAGACCCUCGGAGAACCAUUUUCAGACCACUUGCCUCGGAGAUGCUGGGAUGUACACGAUGAUAAAAAUAUGCUCAGUUUAGCCGUUCUUGAGUGGUCAACGUCAUCUCACCGACCAGGGAUUACGAGAAUUUAUGUGGCAGCACGUAUAAUAAGAUACUGGGCUAAACUUGGGGCGGACGUCACAGGAUCCAUCCUGGGCUUUCUCGAUUCCGCGUCCACGUCCACGUCCAAUGUCUUCCAAAUCAAUAAGCCUGCGUUCUUCCAUCUGGUAUCUGAAUUGGCACGUUCGGAUCAUUUCUCUACGCCAAGGUAUCUACAAUGGUUGAUAGCCCGGGGCGGCAUCUAUGAUUCCACAGAUGUUGCGGUGGACGGGCCUCUCUCUUCCCGACUCCUAGCAGAGCUUCCAAUGAGCAAUAUCAGCGACAGCAUCUCCGAUCUCCGUACUGUAUUGAUGGAUCGCGCGGAUUUGUCAACAGAUGAUGAGAACGAUCUAAUCCAGGACUGUCUGGUGUUCAUGAAUGGGAAUUUACCGGGCAUGCAAACUGGUGUGGAUCUUGAACUAGAAUCCAGAAGCUGUGCUGAGUCGAGCAAGCUCACAGAUCUUCCACCAAACUUAAGUAGAACGAUAAGAUCGGAGUUGGGGCUCUGGCUGAGACAGAAAGUGAGGCUGCAAAUGAUGCAGCCUACGAUACCGCCGCUGGAUGACUGGGACGUGUCACCAAUGAAGGGAGGAAGUUCUGCUAUCACAGGAGCAGACUUUAGUACCGUCCGCGGGUAUCUUGAAGAUCUGAGCGACUACUCGAUGCUGGCUGAUGUGCUGAAGAUUGUCACGAGCUCCAAUGACACUGAGGUUCUGGCCUCUUGUACUGAUACUCUGAACCUACAUCUCGAAACGUUUUCUGCCAUCGGUGCAUUGAAUGGGCUCUUUGAUAUCCUUAUGGGUCGACUACGUGCCUUGACCGAAGAAAGCGAUGCGGUUCCACGAGGCUUCCUAGUGUCCCUUUCGGAUCUUGCAUCGAGGCUACCACAUGAGAACAAUAUCGCACAGCAGCUUGCUCAACAGUUAGCCAGAAGUGAUAGAAAGACCGCGGCAGAUGCGUGCUCGCCAGUCUCGGACCAUAUGGCAAUCGUGGAGACAGCGGAGGUCGACUUCACGGACGAAAUUGAAAGAGUGUUGGCAAGUGGAAACAGUAUGGACCAGGCCACUCUUGAACGACUAUUCCACCGCAUCGUAUUGCGAUUGGAGGAGUCAUGGCAGAAAUCUCCAGAGCAGCAGCGUAGUUGCUCCCUGUUACUCACCCGUCUGAGGACAUUUGAUGCUAACCAAUUUGACGUAUUAAUGGUGGCGUGGGUAAGUCGAAUCUUACAAAAGGAGAGCCGCCCAAACAUGAUAGAAGCGUUCGGCCCUUUGAUCAGCUUCGGAUGUCUGGCUCUUCGUGAUGUCCUAGCAAACUGUGGCUUGGACAACGAAAGAAACCUCGGAGAAGUCAAUAUCGAACAGUCAUUCACAUCCCGCACCCCGCUGGAGCUGUUGCACCUACUUACCACCGAUUGUGACCUUCCAGAAGUCAUGACACUCGAAGAAGCUUAUCGGCUCCGGAUCAAGCAGUCGCAUGCACGGAAGGACUCCCCUGCGGCUACACUCCACGUCAUUCGUCAUGCAUUUGAGUCUUCACUGGCAGUCAUCAACGGAAGCUCCCAGCCCCUCAACUUUCAGACUCUGUUUUGCAGUCAAGAAAUGUGUGACCUCUAUCGAUACUAUGUAUUGAUAGAUGCGGUUGCUUUUACGCAGAACUUAAUCUUCCCUUUACUACGAAGCUCCGUUUUAGGUGCCGUGGAUGCUAUCAACACAACCGUGGACAAACUCCUCCUUGCCAGUAGUGCUCACGAGCGUAUCACGCCCGAACUUCUUCUGAACAUCGCUGAUGACCUAUCUUUACCAUUCUGCCAGGUCAAGCUUGGAGCAAUGCUGCAAUCUCAGGAAGCCGAACUAGACAGGGGCCAUGCUCAAUCAGAGCACCUAGCUGCCUUCGAUCGAGCAAUAGAAUCCGCAGUGGAGGCUGGAAAGACGACUUGGGCAAGCAUCAUUCCCUUACUCGAUGUCUCCAUAUCUCAACAUCUCCGAAAACGAGCCGACUCGCAGUUCCUAGGCUUGUUUCCCAACCCUAAACUAAACCGCAGUGACGGUCCUUGGAUUCCUGGCCGCAUUUCACGUGCCGAGAACCUUCUACAUAUUAUUAAUGCAACGGCACACAGCAUAUCUGCCUCACCUGCUCAAGACUCGACCAACAACAGUCUUGCUUCUGAUAUGGUCAUCGCUCUUAACGGUACAUGGCUUCUUCUCACAAAUUCCCAGGCGCAAGAUAUCAGGGAUUCCGUCGUCUCAAGGUGGCUCCCACUUCUCUUGUCAUUUGUGACUAUUCACGCUGGGGCAUUUGAAGCAAGUAAGCAAGGGCACGAGUACCGUGCCAAAGCCACACUCACACUCUCUGCGAUUUUCCUCCAUCUACAGGCAUUGGAUACAGGGACAGAAGCCGUCGGCAACCUCAUUGAGCAGAUUUUCGACCUAGCCCUUCACUUAGUUGAUAAUCUACCCGAUGAUACUCGCCAGCAGUGCAUCCGCAGCCUCAGAGAUGUCACAUCCAGCCCGCCCAUUUCCUAUCUGUUUAGCAUUGCAGCCAACCCGACAGAAUGGUUACUCCUGAGACAAAAAGAUAGGACACUUUCCGUGACUGACCCAGAAGAAAAUUCAGUCGAAAAAGUGAAGCUGACGCCAUUCACAUUGAAACGCUGGGAGAUGUUAGGAGAGCCCACUCCCAAUGUAGGAGAGAACGAUACAAGUCUAAGCUUGACACUAUUUGGAGCGAGACGGGUAGGCUGAUUUUUGAAGACGGUGUUGGAAAUUUUGUACCUUUGGCAUAGGGAGAGGCGUUGUGUAAUUACCCUGGGCGGAUAUUAGCAUGGCGUUGGGUACAUAAAUUCACAUGGCUUAGACGAUAUUACGUUAUAAACUCAAUAACAUCGAGUUAUCACCGCCAUAAUAAGUCGUGUCGUUGCGAGUUCUGCAUAAGUGCACUGGGGUUCUCGCAUCAGCGGCUGAUCCCGUCGUCUAUUUCGAUUGUCACAUCAAUUGCCUCUAUCGCCAAAGAGAACAAUUGAGACCUAAAGGUCUCCAGCGACUUAUCGCCUAUUAACAACGGUGCCUCAUUUAGCUAUUACUAUUAAUGCCCAAAAUACGGGCCACACCUCUGCUGGGCCAUUUCAGAACGUCCUGUACUUAAAAUACGGCAGGGAGUCCGAUCGUCUACUUCGAAUUUCAUUUUCUGCUUCGAGACCAAUAUAUGUAUCGCGAAUCCACCAAUGGCAACGAUGAGUUAUUAUUGAUACUACCGAUCCGAUCGGAAUGUUCGUUAUGUAGUAGUACAGUGGCAAGUUCACCUGCUUUUGGCGUUUACCUUACCAAGGUAAUGCAGUCAGUGUAUGGAGGUCAUGUUACCUGAUCCGGCAGGCAGGGAGACUUGAAUAUUUAAAGCCGUCAUUCCAUUGAGCACACAACAACAAUAACAACAUCAACAGCAACAACACUUGAGAUAACCACGAUAGCUACGCUUCUCAGAGAGAUUAUCUCUAAUCCGUUAUUCUCUCCGCCCCUUGUUUGACAAAUGCCACACCUCUGGUAUAUGAUAUCUCGAUAUUUGCUCAAUCCACUUCUUUGUAUCAGAGUGUUUCUUUGUACUUUGAGUACUACCCUUGUCAUUUGGGUGCUCGAGGUUUGGUUUGCUACAGUGCAAGAUUAUACCCAUCUUUCGCCAGUCUCGUUGAAUGGAAACAAGGCAGGAAGCCAGUGGCACUAUGAGUCUUAUCUUCAACCUCAUUGAACAAACAUGAUGCAUCGUCGACUGAUUGUAGAAAUACAUAUGAUACGUCGUAAGCUCUCUAUUCUAGGCGCUUUCGCAAUCUGGUAUACAUAUCAAAAUACAUGAACCAUGCGUCAAAGUUUGAUCUAGUUCUUAGAAUGGAUAUAGCUAUAUAAAUGUCACUGUCGACUUCAUAUAUCGAUACCGCAGAUCUCAUGACAUUGCUCGUGGCUUAAUUAAAUAACAAAC
Molecule: messenger RNA, 6744 nt
Organism: Cadophora gregata
Lineage: Eukaryota; Fungi; Ascomycota; Leotiomycetes; Helotiales; Ploettnerulaceae
Gene: SRB8
Product: RNA polymerase II mediator complex subunit
Exons: 6
Coding region: 1020-5519 (1499 amino acids)
Biological process (GO): regulation of transcription by RNA polymerase II
Cellular component (GO): mediator complex
Molecular function (GO): transcription coregulator activity
Source: RefSeq, a predicted model, not a curated record